AUGCUGUCACAAAGACUCGCCAGAGGCCUUCGCGCCACCCCUUCAGUCCGCUCGCCGGUCUUCAGAUCCCCCAUCGCCUCUUCGUUCAGAAGGGGAUACGCCGAUGGCGGUGAGGAGAAGGUCAAGGGCCAGGUCAUUGGUAUCGAUCUUGGUACCACCAACUCGGCCGUCGCCGUCAUGGAGGGCUCCGCUCCCAGAAUCAUUGAGAACAGUGAGGGUGCCAGAACCACCCCCUCAGUCGUUGGUUUCACCAAGGAGGGUGAGCGCCUCGUCGGUAUCGCCGCCAAGCGCCAGGCUGUCGUCAACCCCGAAAACACUCUCUUCGCCACCAAGCGUCUGAUCGGUCGCAAGUUCAAGGACGCUGAGGUUCAGCGUGACUUGAACCAGGUCCCCUACAAGAUCGUCCAGCACACCAACGGCGAUGCCUGGCUCGAGGCCCAGGGCCAGAAGUACUCGCCCUCGCAAAUCGGUGGUUUCGUCCUCGGAAAGAUGAAGGAGACCGCCGAGGCUUUCCUUGGCAAGAACUGCAAGAACGCCGUCGUCACCGUUCCUGCCUACUUCAACGACCAGCAGAGACAGGCCACCAAGGAUGCCGGUCAGAUCUCUGGUCUUAACGUCCUCCGUGUCGUCAACGAGCCCACCGCUGCCGCCCUCGCCUACGGUCUCGAGAAGGAGAGCGACCGUGUCAUUGCCGUCUACGAUCUUGGUGGUGGUACUUUCGAUGUCUCCAUCCUCGAGAUCCAGAGCGGUGUCUUCGAGGUCAAGUCGACCAACGGUGACACCCACCUUGGUGGUGAGGACUUCGAUAUCACCCUCGUUCGCCACCUCGUCCAGCAGUUCAAGAACGAGCAGGGCAUUGAUCUCUCCAGCGACCGCAUGGCCAUCCAGCGUAUCCGUGAGGCUGCUGAGAAGGCCAAGAUUGAGCUUUCGUCUGCUCCCCAGACCGACAUCAACCUUCCCUUCAUCACUGCCGACGCCUCGGGCCCCAAACACAUCAACAGCAAGAUGACCCGUGCCGAGCUCGAGAAGCUUGUUGGUCCCCUGAUCGACCGCACCGUCGAGCCCGUCCGCAAGGCUCUCAAGGACGCCAACAUGACCGCCAAGGACAUCCAGGAGGUUAUCCUCGUCGGUGGUAUGACCCGUAUGCCCAAGGUCACCACUUCGGUCAAGAGCAUCUUCGGCCGCGACCCCGCCAAGUCGGUUAACCCCGAUGAGGCUGUUGCCAUUGGUGCCGCUAUCCAGGGCGCCGUCCUCUCCGGUGAGGUUACCGACGUCCUCCUCCUCGAUGUUACCCCUCUCUCCCUGGGUAUUGAGACCCUCGGCGGUGUCUUCACCCGUCUGAUCAACCGCAACACCACCAUCCCCACCAAGAAGUCUCAGGUCUUCUCCACUGCUGCUGACUUCCAGUCCGCCGUCGAGAUCAAGGUCUACCAGGGUGAGCGUGAGCUCGUUCGUGACAACAAGCUCCUCGGAAACUUCCAGCUCAUUGAGGUCACCUUCGACAUCGACGCUGACUCAAUCGUCCACGUUCACGCUUCCGACAAGUCUACCGGCAAGGACCAGUCUAUCACCAUUGCCUCCGGCUCUGGUUUGAGCGACUCUGAGAUCGAGUCCAUGGUCAACGACGCCGAGAAGUACGGUGCUGCUGACAAGGAGCGCAAGGCUGCCAUUGAGGCCGCCAACAAGGCCGACAGUGUUCUCAACGACACCGAGAAGGCCCUCAAGGAGUUCGAGGACCGUCUCGACAAGGCCGAGGCUGACCAGAUCAAGGAGAAGAUCGCCAGCCUCCGUGAGUUCGUUGCUCAGAACCAGACCGGUGAGGGCUCCGCCUCUGCCGAGGACCUCAAGGCCAAGACCGAUGAGCUCCAGUCUGCCUCUCUUACCCUCUUCGACAAGAUGCACCGCGCCCGCUCCGAGCAGAAGUCCGAGUCUGGUGAGGGUGAGCAGAAGCAGGGUGGCGAGGGUGAGCAGAAGCCUUAA
Molecule: messenger RNA, 1980 nt
Organism: Aureobasidium vineae
Lineage: Eukaryota; Fungi; Ascomycota; Dothideomycetes; Dothideales; Saccotheciaceae
Source: the annotation of a GenBank genome assembly